Molecule: messenger RNA, 2861 nt
Organism: Camponotus floridanus (Florida carpenter ant)
Lineage: Eukaryota; Metazoa; Arthropoda; Insecta; Hymenoptera; Formicidae
Product: activating signal cointegrator 1
Exons: 10
Coding region: 76-1566 (496 amino acids)
Biological process (GO): positive regulation of DNA-templated transcription
Cellular component (GO): nucleus
Molecular function (GO): transcription coactivator activity; zinc ion binding
Source: RefSeq, a predicted model, not a curated record
UAAAAGUAUGUAUGACAAUACAAUAGCUGUGAAUUAUCAUUACUCAUUUGUCAAUCGUCGUUAUUAGUCGUUAUCAUGGAAAAGUGGGUGAAAGAGAAAUUGUCCGAAUUAUUGGACUUUCAGAUUCAGGAUGACUUUGUUCAAUUCGUUAUGCAAAUAGAAAAUGAGAGGGAUUUGGAAAGCUAUUUUGCAACUUUACUGGACAGCGGGAAUCCAAAACACAGACAAUUUGUCGUAGACUUCAAGAAACAACGUGCGUCUUAUACCAAUCAAAUGGGUUAUAAGAAAACGAAUAAUAGCGACAAUGUGUCCAACAAACAGAAUGAAAAGAAGAAGGGAAAAGCGAGGGGAAAGGAAAAUGCACAGCUGCAAGAGACUGCAAAAGUUGAAACGAAGCCAGAGAAGACUGAAAAGAAGAAGACUAAAUACGUUAAUUUAUUAUCUCAUGGAGAUGUUCUUCUGAAAGGGAGACACAAGUGUAACUGUGAAGCAAAAAGACAUGCGUUAAUCAACAAUUGCCUCAACUGCGGAAGAAUAGUCUGUGCGCAAGAAGGUGCAGGACCAUGCUUCUUUUGUGGAGAACUUGUUUGUUCUCCAAAUCAACAAGUGGUACUUCAGAGCAAGACUAAACAGGCCGAUAACUUGUACAACAAAUUGAUGGAACAAAAGCCAAAUAAAAAUUUUGAAGACUCCCUCAAACAAAGGGACAAGCUUCUUGAAUUUGAUCGCAACAGCGCCCGCCGUACCAAGGUGAUUGAUGACGAGUCGGAUUAUUAUCAGUCAAAUAAUAUUUGGCUUUCUGCUGAGGAUCGUGAGAAGUUACGGAAGCAAGAAUCGGAGGCACAAGCUCGUAAGCAUGCCUCGCGUUUGGAUAAAAGAGUCGCUAUAGAUUUUAUGGGAAGAGUAGUCGAUGAUGAACAAUUCAAUGAUUUACAAUUGGAAGACCUUGGUGAAGCAAUGUCGUACGACGACUCGGAAAAUCCGAAUAUCUGUCCAACGAUAGAAUUUGACCGUCCAACAUUUAUCGACAUGGGAAUGUUUGGAACAAGUAAAAAAAAUGAUACGUGGAAUACAGAAAGCAGAAUUCAAGAUAAGGAAUAUUUAGAAAUGUCUGAUCAGGGCCUGUGUUUGAGCAUGCAUCAGCCUUACGCGUCGUUGCUGGUGGCAGGAAUAAAAAUCCACGAGGGUAGAACUUGGUAUUCUUCGCACAGAGGAAGAUUAUGGAUAGCAUCAGCUGCUAAGGUACCUUCCCCUGAGGACAUAUCCAAUACACAGCAUCUCUACAACAUAUUAAAAGAUAGAACAAUUAAGUUUCCUGAGACUUACCCCACAAGUUGCUUGUUAGGCUGUGUAACAGUGACAGAUGUUCUGCCUCAGGAAGAAUACAGAAAACUAUAUCCAGAAGGGGAAAGUGAUAGUCCAUAUGUUUUCAUAUGCGAAAAUCCUUACAUGUUACCGAUAAAUUUUCACAUCAAAGGAAAACAUAAAAUAUAUAAAAUGGAUAAGAAAAUUCAUCAAACUGCUUCCAAAUAUUUAGACAAAGUCAUGCGAAUGGUCAAUAAUUGAUAUUCUCGUACUAGUUUCUUUCUUAUACUUCGUUUCCGUUCUGUUAAAUUAAAUAGAAAAAUAUUUUCCAGAGGUAUAUGUUUAUUUGUAUUAAUAAUUUAAAAAUGUUACAUGCAUUCUAUUAAAAAUAAUCAUCUGCGUUUUGUACAAAAGUGUGAGUUCUCUCAUACAAUGCGUCUAAUAAAAAUUUUAUCUAAAUAUAUGCAUACUUUACAUUCAAUUUCUUAUUUGUAUACAACAGAUCAUUAUACAAUUUACAUAAACUUCACAAGAUGUUACACUGUAACUGUUCAUGCAUGUUUUAAUAUCGUCUACCUAUUUUAUUUAUCAUUCUCUCAUAUAUUUUGUCCAUGAAAAAAUAUUACCGAUAUUCUAUUAUGGUUGUAAAGUCAGACUUUUAUAAACGGUAUUAAAAAAUUAUUUGUAUCGAAAUAGAGUAUGUGUUUGAGAUGCAAACACAUUAUCUAAGAAAAGCACGAAGAUCAUAUUGUACUAAAGCUUCGCUUUUUCAAAAGUGUCAAUUACGUUAUUCAUUAAUAUUUCAAUGUUGCCUAUAAUCAAGCACAAAUGUAACUAUAAAUAUUGCAAGUCAUUUCUCUUAUUAUUUUCAACAUAUUGAAUUAUGUGAAUUAGGCUAAGUCAGUACAGUCGCAAUAAAAAUUUUACACAUUUGUAAAUUAAAGUACAUUAGCUCAAGCAUUGCUAUAGAGCUCUCUGUUGAGCAAAGUUCCAUUAUCCCUCAAAACAUUUCAAUUAGCUAAUGGUAUACUUGGCUAUGCGUAUACGUACAUAAUAUUUUAUGCAACAUUGAUAAAUUGUGGGAAACACGGCAUUUUGCAUAUAUAUCUUACAUAUAUAAAAUUACAUGUAUCUUCAACAAUAGUAUAUAUCUCUAAAACAAGCUUAAAUAAAGGGUAAAAACGUGUGUUGCAGAGAUACGUUAACAAAAGAUAUCUAGAAUAAGUAGAACGCAUUUAAUAUUUUUUUUUAAUGAUUCUCAAUGAAUAAGGAAUGUAUGAAUAAAUAUUUGUAUAACAGUUUCUAAAUAAAUAGCUGUCUCUACGCAAUUUUAAUACAGAUGUAGAUACUAUAAAUUUCACCGAUUACAAUAGAAUUUCACACAUUUUCUUCUCAUCAUGUUUUAUAUCUUGGUUACAUUUAUAAUUUUCUCUUGUAAUAAUAUAGCGCAACAUUUGUUAAUAUAAUAAUUAUAACAACAAUCCGAAACUAAUAAUGUAAUAAUUUUAGGUGUGUAUUCUGGGAAAAAGGGGGAAAGAGCGAAGGGUUUAACAUUU